Messenger RNA from Volvox carteri f. nagariensis, 492 nucleotides. RefSeq lists its product as uncharacterized. Lineage: Eukaryota; Viridiplantae; Chlorophyta; Chlorophyceae; Chlamydomonadales; Volvocaceae. The record is from RefSeq and is a predicted model, not a curated record. Gene Ontology annotation, molecular function: molybdopterin synthase activity. Bases 1 to 492 code for a protein of 163 amino acids. The transcript has 3 exons. Gene Ontology annotation, cellular component: cytosol. Gene Ontology annotation, biological process: Mo-molybdopterin cofactor biosynthetic process.
AUGUUCAUUUCAGAAGAAAACGUUUUCGUUGAAAUUACUGAAAAUGAUUUAGACAUAUGUAAAUGCAUGGAGCUUGUUGCCGAUCCCGGCGCCGGUGCUAUUUCGACGUUCAACGGUGUCACUCGAAACAACUUCCAAGGGAAAACGGUUAUCAAGCUGGAUUACGAAGCUUAUGUUCCGAUGGCACUGAAAAAGCUGCAGGAGCUUGCGCACGAGGUGGGACGCAGGUGGAAUGUCUGCAAAGUUGCAGUAGCUCAUCGCAAGGGCAUUGUCCUCGUGGGGGAGCCUAGCGUUAUUAUUGCAGUCUCGUCAGCCCACCGUCGGGAAUCUCUCGAGGCCGUCCAAUGGGCAAUUGACGAGCUCAAAGCAGUCGUGCCCAUUUGGAAAAAGGAAUUUUUCGAGGACGGGUCAAUCUGGAAGGAGAAUGAGGAGAGUCGGCGGCUGCUCCUGGCACCUAGCCAGCCGGGAACCGCCGCGGCUGCUGCGCAAUGA